This is a messenger RNA of Aspergillus brunneoviolaceus CBS 621.78, 984 nucleotides long. RefSeq lists its product as uncharacterized. NCBI's taxonomy places the organism in Eukaryota, Fungi, Ascomycota, Eurotiomycetes, Eurotiales, Aspergillaceae. The transcript has a single exon. The record is from RefSeq and is a predicted model, not a curated record. Bases 1 to 984 code for a protein of 327 amino acids.
AUGGCAGAGACCGCAAGAGACGCAGACGCAGCCAUGCGCCACGCCAUCACCCAAUUCCGCCACAAAAUGGAAACCGCCAACCGCCGCUUCCUCCAGGACCGAGUCUCCGAGAUCGAAGCCCUGCACCUCCCCACCGAAGCCGCCAAGCUCCAGCGGAUGCGUGACUACUGGGACAAUCUGGGCAUCGGCGGGCCGGACCCGCACUGGAACCAGCUCGUCUCGCCCGGACCCGUCCGCGAAGACCGCGAGGUCCGCGGCGUGACGUGUCUGGCGGAGGUGCCGUCGCUGUACCACCAGUACAUGGACGGGGUGUGUCCCCCGCGCCUGCGGACGGAGGCGUGGCGGCAGAUGUACCUGGAGACGUUCCACGAGGUGUGCUCCGUGGCGGUGGCUGAUGACGGCCAAGCCCAGGAGGCGGAUGCGAUCCCGCGGUGUGAGGAGUUAGUGCUCUUCCUGAAGUACGCGAACGGGGUCUGCGAUCCGGAUUUCCGGCGUCUGGGAAUCGCGCCUUUUUUGCCGGGGUUCUAUAUUGGGGUGCCUGAGUAUGCGUUUGUAGAGGAUGGGGCGGAGAGGGCGGAGAGGGAGGUGGAGGGUUUCAGAGAUCUGGAGGCGCAGCGGGAGGCGCUGAGAGGGUACUUGGAGGAUAGUCUCCUCGGUCAGGUGGGGCUCCAUGGGACGAUUGAUGAUGAUCUGGAGGUCAAGGUUGGGUUUUUGAUUGGGUCUGGUGGUUGGAUGCAUGAGGAUCGGUGGUACAGUGCUUAUGCGUACUGUCGGGUGAUCGGAGAGGAUGGUACGGUCUCCGCGUAUAAGCACUGGGCGUGGCGGGUGGUUUUCUUCGAGGCGAGCGAGGAGAACCCCGCGACGCUGUACGGGCGCAGACCCUUGUUUGAUUCGAUUCCGGAAUUCUUGGAGUGGUAUAGCAGCUGGCCGGAUUAUGUGGACAUGCGCCAGGUUCGACGGAAUGCUCUGGGGGACUACACUUGA